This is a messenger RNA of Orussus abietinus, 2970 nucleotides long. RefSeq lists its product as uncharacterized. Gene Ontology annotation, biological process: chromatin remodeling; regulation of transcription by RNA polymerase II. Gene Ontology annotation, molecular function: RNA polymerase II cis-regulatory region sequence-specific DNA binding; DNA-binding transcription factor activity, RNA polymerase II-specific. The transcript is spliced from 7 exons. The coding region runs from base 533 to 2482 and encodes 649 amino acids. The record is from RefSeq and is a predicted model, not a curated record. NCBI's taxonomy places the organism in Eukaryota, Metazoa, Arthropoda, Insecta, Hymenoptera, Orussidae.
UACCCUGACGCCGGUGUUUAGCAAUUACAAGAUAAGGUUACAACCGUCAGUCGUAAUUCCUAUACGAUGCGAUUAUAACGCAAGAAUUACAGGAAUUACGAAGGACUUACAAAAAGACAACUUACAACUACGCUCGCAGUUUCUAUAAACUACACUUACCUGGGAAAAAAGGAUGUCCGGCGUCGCGGCGUGGGAGCCUCCGGGGGUGGCCGCGACGCCUGGGGCCCGCCACUCGGUGCGCGCCCCUUAUAUACUCGCGCCGGUGACGCACCGCUAGCGAGAAAGCUCCGAGAUCGGCAACACGGACGGCGGCUCUACGGAACCAGCGGGAGGAGCGAAUUUUCGAUUCCGGGGUGUUUCGGAUCGGAUGUUGGCGGAUCAUUCGGCAUCUUGCUUUGGAUUUGAAUCGUAUCGGGCACCCUCAAGGGCCGAAGGGGGACAGGACAUUUCGGGAAGGCGGAUGCAGUGCGUAAGGGGUGCAGUGUUACCUAUGACCUACUACCUUUGAGCCGGCGAUUGCCGGUUUGAGGGAAUGGAUUUUCAAAGCGCCAUGGAGACUUUCGCCGAGGCUUGGGUGGCUGCCAACACGAAGACCGAUCAGGUGCAGAGUCAAGCGCUGGCGUUGACGCACAAGGCGUCGCCACCCUCCAGACCGAGCAGCGUCUCUUCUCUGCCGAAGAGUCCCCAGUCGCAGCAGUCCCAGCAGCAGGGAUCAGCACCCCCACCGUCUGGCGUCCACCUCCACCAGUCGCAGACGCCGCUGAGCAGUCCCCAGGUCCCAGCACCAUUUGGUCAGCUUCCUCCGCACCCCCACCACGCUCAGCAUCCCAAGCAGGAAGUUCCUUCCAGCCCCAAACAGGAGGGGUUCGAUCUCACCAAGUCAGGACCCACCGCUGGAAAGAGUCUCCCGGUGCACUGUGUCGUCGAGGCCAUCCAUAGUAUCGUCGAGAGCAGAGUUUCCGGAAGCCGUGAGAACUGGAGGAGACCCCACGUGGAGACGGAUUCCUACGUCAUCAUUCCUGCGGCGAUGCCUUUUCAAGAUUUGGUUGGAGAAGCCCUUGUCAGGUUGGGGUAUCCUGCCGAUUUGAUACCCAGUGCCAGGGGCAGCAUUGUCAUCAGGAACUGGAAACCCCUACCGAUGGAGAAGGUGGCCGAUGGUCCACUCUUGACCGUUGGAGACAUCCUUGCCGAACUGACCACCGUAGCUACCCUGAAGAUUCAGGUCUACAGGUCUAGACCCCCACCUCCUAGUCCAGCAGCAGAAGUCAGGGACAAGCUGCUGAGGUUGUUGCUGUUGCACAGCCACGCGUUGCUAGUCUCCGCCGGAUGUCCCCUGGAUGAGAUGACUCUGUCGUCCCUGUGUAGAGGAGGGAACGAUCUGUCCGAGGAGACCCGGAGGAAUUUUGAGAGUUGGUUGCAGCAACAACAGCUGGGCUUGGGCAUGAGUCCUAUGAUGCCGACGUCCAACCACCAUCGCGUGCAAAGUCCUCAACCAGAAGGUGGUCCCCCAAUGGGAGCUGGGGCACCGAUCGGUCCACCACAUCCAGCUCUGCUCCCAUAUUCCCAUAAAACAAGGAUGAGGACCAGCUUCGACCCGGAGCUGGAGCUUCCUAGGCUGCAGAGAUGGUUCGGCGAGAACCAACAUCCAACCAGGCAACAGAUCCAACAUUACGUGACCGAGUUGAACUCUUUGGAGUCUCGGAGGGGCAGGAAGCCUCUAGACGUGAACAACGUUGUCUAUUGGUUCAAGAACGCGAGGGCAGCUCUAAAAAGAGCUGAAACUCGCGGCGUCAAUGGCUACAGUCCUCCUGGUCUUAGUCCAAGAAACGCUAGCCUCGUCAGCGAAGACUGCAGCGACGAGGAGGAGGACUCCAGGCAUCAGACCUCGAUUUCUCCGUCGCCCUGUCCGCCUGGGAGUCCAUCGGUGGGUCCAUUGUCUCUGACGACGCGUCCUGAGGACCAACAGCAGCAGCAACAUCAGCAGCAUCAGCAGCACCAGCAGCAACCUCCUUCUUCCACUUCGUCGUCGGUUAAACAGGAAGAUGGCCGCGUGUCCUCUGGCUCCGAUGAAGACGAGGCCAGUCCCACCGGACCUUUACCUCCGGGGUUUUCGUUGGUACCCAGCCCCAUGUUCAGUCACAGUAUUAUGUACAUGUCCCAUUACUUGCCACCCCGUGGACCGGCGACCUGUUCCGCCAGCAUGCUCGACGAAAGGCGGAAGAGGAAUCGGACCUUCAUCGACCCCGUGACGGAAGUGCCGAGGUUGGAAGCUUGGUUCACCCACAAUACUCAUCCCAGUCACACGUUGAUCCUGAAGUACACGGAGGAGCUAAACCGCAUGCCAUACCGGCAGAAGUUCCCCCGAUUGGAGCCAAAAAAUGUGCAAUUUUGGUUCAAAAAUCGCAGGGCCAAGUGCAAGCGCCUCAAGAUGGCGCUCUUCGAGGGCGAAUCGCCCCAGCCUCAUCCUUAUCACGCCGACUAGAUAACCGCUAGUCCAAUUUCGGGAAUCCCGUGCACCGUGACAGUACAACCGUCGCCAUCUUGAAAUGCACGGAGAAGAAGUCGCCAGGAAAUAACCCCAGAAAAGGAAUGAUCAAGGGCACCCAAAAUGCCCAACAGAGUGAUAAACAUUUCUCCCAUUAAUCCGGUAAUUUGGUUCAGCCAAAAGAGUUACUUAUUCGAUAAAAGAGACAAGUAAAUGCAAUUAAUGUUAGUUUAAAUCCUCGAUUUGAGGAAGUGGCUUCCUUUUUUGGGAUGGUAUUUCCCGAAGACUCUCCUGACGUGCAUUUAGAGGUGAAGUAGUCGUGCUCGGACUUUAGAUCACCGAUGCCGGGGAAAUUCGGUGAUCGGCUAUUUCGCUCGUAAGUUCAUUGAUUAAUCGACAUCCAAAUAUCGGUUGCUCUACUCAUUUUGACAAUGCGUGUAAAUACGAAACGUUAUAUCGAAUAAACUGUACUCCUCGCCAGGAAA